Messenger RNA from Puccinia triticina, 1122 nucleotides. RefSeq lists its product as uncharacterized. The record is from RefSeq and is a predicted model, not a curated record. NCBI's taxonomy places the organism in Eukaryota, Fungi, Basidiomycota, Pucciniomycetes, Pucciniales, Pucciniaceae. Bases 1 to 1122 code for a protein of 373 amino acids. The transcript is spliced from 10 exons.
AUGACCUUCUUGAUGGACUCGCCCAAUGCUCUUGUUUUGGACGACGGCAAAACCAGCUUCUUCAUAGGAACAUUCUUGAUGACUAUCAUUCUAGGCGCCAGUUAUGGACUGUUCAUCCGAAUUUUUACUGCCCUCGAAGAGGUACUGGCAGUGCCACAGACACCACCCUCUCCUGCUGCACCUCGCGGUCUCAGGCUUGGUCGUGGUGGCCACAGGCUACGUCUUAAUGCUGCAAUAUGCGAUGUACGUGCUUCUUUCUUGCGGGGAACCGCCCUGCUGGCGGUCACCCUCGACCCAGCGCUCCUCGGAUGGCGGAGUGCGGCUAGCCGGCCCGCAGGGUUAAUCGACCCCUUUGAGCUUCUGCAGGCGGUUUACAUCAAGGGCGUCCAGAUAAUCAUGAUUUAUAGAUUAUACGCGUUGUCAGAUGGGAAGUUCCGAGUCAUCACAGUGCUUCUCCUUUGCUUAAGCUGUGCCCAAUUGGUUUUGUGUGCUUGUCGUACUAUGGAGAUUUUAGCAAUCACAGGGCCCUUCACAACUCCUUCUCGACCUUCAAACUUAUACGUCUUCCCGAUCUGGUUGGUCUUUGUAUCAACGUCGAAUUCAAUCUUGAACCUCUUCCUCUUUCGAGUGUUGAACCGAUUGAAAUUCCGGUUUGAAAUCCCCAAGAACUUGUUUACUCGCUUUAUCAUCCUGGCACCCCAAACCCACUUUUUUGCUGGCUUGUUCUGCAAAAUCGAGUUGGGCCUUUUCGCGAUGAAGAAAGAUAUGUCCUACAUUGCCAUUGAUCUAUGUUUGGGGAAUUUACACAUCUUAUGUCUACUCAUGGCUAUGAACCUCACGCGAGUUGGGAGUACGGAUGGGAGCGAUGUAGCAGCCUCCGCAAGUCGCAAGUCUCGGCGCUUUACGAUCAGCGAUCUGAACAUUGAAAUCCCUAUGAAUCCCUUAUCCGCAAGAUUCUCGCGCACCAGGCUAUCUUCAGACUGGGCAGAAACGUUUCUUCAUGGUACGGAGACGGUAGGCUGCAAAGAUAAAUCAGAAAAAAAUAAAGAGCCGAGUAGUAGUUCUUCUUCUUUCACUGCAACUCGCUCCAACGACUUGAAGGCUUUCGUUACAAAAAGAUGA